Messenger RNA from Psilocybe cubensis, 555 nucleotides. RefSeq lists its product as uncharacterized. Bases 1 to 555 code for a protein of 184 amino acids. The record is from RefSeq and is a predicted model, not a curated record. Lineage: Eukaryota; Fungi; Basidiomycota; Agaricomycetes; Agaricales; Agrocybaceae. The transcript has a single exon.
AUGUUGUAUUCCACCUUAUCUUUCCACCGCCUCACGCUUUUAAUUGCUUUCGCGCUCGCACUAUACCACGGCACCCGCCCCGUCUCUGCAACUGUACUGCCAGAAUAUCUCACCCACCGUGACGUAGUCGAGGACGCUAAAUCAAAGGCCAAGGUGGAUUUAGAGCCCGUAGAUCCGAACGAACUUCCCCUUAUUGAUGCAACUGAAGACCAAGAAAUAUCCCAUUUGAUGAACAAAGUCAUCGGGUCUGUGUUGAUGAAUGACCCCUUCGGAAAACGCUCGAACACAGAUGCACUCCCAGACAUCUCAUUUCCGUCUCGUGAAAACGAUGAUACAGACGCCGAUGUGUAUUUGAAGAGCCUGAGGGAAGUGGACGACCUGCAUGAGAAGAAGGCAAUGAACGACGUGGAAGAGGAGGAUCCAAUGGAAAAUGAUGACGGGGAUGCAGACAUCACCGUGGCUGCUCGCGUGCUUGCAUUACUGCGUGCGCUAUUCUCGGCUCUAGAUGUUCAGAAGAGUUCCGGUGGAGAACGAAAUCGGAGUCUGAUUGUCUGA